This is a messenger RNA of Tricharina praecox, 1335 nucleotides long. Its product is annotated as GPR1/FUN34/yaaH family-domain-containing protein. NCBI's taxonomy places the organism in Eukaryota, Fungi, Ascomycota, Pezizomycetes, Pezizales, Pyronemataceae. The transcript is spliced from 2 exons. Gene Ontology annotation, cellular component: plasma membrane. Gene Ontology annotation, molecular function: acetate transmembrane transporter activity. Bases 469 to 1335 code for a protein of 288 amino acids. The record is from RefSeq and is a predicted model, not a curated record.
CUACGAUGCUCUAUGGGAUGGUGCUUAGGUACAAUGUAGAAUUGGGUUCGCAGGUUUAUUAUUCCGGUAGAUAUUCUCUUCAGUUAGUAAAAGUCAACGAACGAGCACGUUGUUUCUUCUGGUGAUCUUCCAAGUCCGAUACAAUGUUUUACAAGCUCGUUGAAGUUCCGCGAGGUCUAGAAUAGGUUCUUGGCAUCUGCAUUAGGGCUGCAGUGAUGGGAUCCCUCUCCUCCCUCCUCUCCUCCUUCCCUCUCCUUCUUCCCUCUCCUCCUUCCCAUAUGUUCUCAUUCAAGUCCUCCGGCUUGUUUAUUCCCCAAACCUUUCAGCACCGAGUCAUCAUCUUCGUUUCUCCUACCAUAUUGUACACUUGACCUGCCACCACGCAUAGCCCUUCUGUUUACCUGAUCCGCCUGCUUCGAUCCCACCAUCGCUGCCCCCCAAGUCUGUUAUCAUCUUCCAUCGAUACCUAUGUCGACGAUUCAAAGUAUCGGGAGCCAUCCUGGGAGCCAUCCUGGGAGCAGCAGCAGAGCUGGCUCUGCGGUUGACAGCACGGCUCCACUUGCCGGUCAUUCGGCCCCUUCCGCUGGCUUUCGAUCGCCGGCUGGCACCAUCAUAGUUCCACUCGAUCUUCUCGACAAGUUGGAUGUCACCCGCUACAAUCCAGUCAAAACGUUUGGCAACCCGGCUCCGGUAGCGCUGGCCGGACUCGUCAUGUGUUUGACGCCUCUGGCUUGUCAGCUCAUAGGAUGGGCAAGUGCGGACCCCAGCGGGCAUGCCAACAACGGUGCGCACGUCUUCUGCGGCGGACUCCUCCUGCUGAUCGGUGGGCUGCUCGAGUUUUUCAUCGGCAACACAUUCUCGUUCGUAGUGUUCUGCUCGUACGGCGGGUUCUUCUUCGCGCUCGGAGCGACGAUGAUGCCGGUCUUCAACGCCACGCCACCCUACCUCAUGGAGAACGGGCACUUGAACGCCGACUUCUACAACUCUUUCGGGUUCUUCCAUGUCUUCAUCGGUGUGCUGAGCCUGCUGUUUUUAAUCUGCAGCACCCGGAUCAAUAUCGUCCUCGUCAUCCUCUUUGCCGCCUACACUGUUGCAUUCACCGUCCUGGCCGUGGCGGACUGGCAGCGCGCCGUUCACAACGAUUUGGUGGUGGAGGCCCUCGAGAUUACGGCGGGUGCCUCGUGCUUUAUCGUCUCGCUGUGCGGAUGGUACGCUUUGGCGGAAAGUCUGUUCAAGGUGGUGAAUCUGCCCGUGACGUUGCCGAUGGGUGAUCUGAGCGGGAUUACGGUGGGUUCAAGAACAAGCAGUAGGGCUAGGACUAUGACGAUGGAUUAG